UGUCAAGGGGUUAAAAUAGAAAUCCAAGAUGGCGGAUCUUAAGGAGCUAGAUGAAGUGUGUCAUAAACUUGUAGAGAAUGACACAAAAUUUGCUCCAACUUAUGACAGGAUUGUAUUAAAAUAUAAUCAUGAAUACCUUCCAUGGGAAGAAGGUGGUGGAGUAGUUGAUAUACCAUCAGAUGAUGGCUACACGGAAGAGGAGGAGACGGACUCAGAAGGUGACAUUGACCUUACUGUACCUAGUGAAUGUGGUAGUUAUUGUUCCGCCGAUGGGUUAUCAGAUAAUGAAACUGAAGCAACAAAACAAAAUUCUCCUACACCUGGUAAAAGAUCAUCACGUUCUAUCAUUAAAGAAGACAUUUUCUUUGCUAACACUUUACAGGCUAGUGGUAGGAAAGAUUCAUUAACUUGUGAUGUCAAUGAGAGAAAGAGAGAGAGAGAAACUAGCGAUAUUGAGAAGAGCCCUAAGAGGCUCUGUGUCCUUAGUUCUUCAUAUCAUCAUUAAUAACUAUUGCAGAACUAUAAACAACCUUUUCAUCACUUUAUUGUAUGAUUUAUUAAUGAUUGUGUGCUUUUCAAUCUCUCCUUAUAUGGAAGAGAAUCCCUUGUUUAUAAGAAUCCUAAGAAUGUAA
Amphimedon queenslandica is the source of this 632-nucleotide messenger RNA. RefSeq lists its product as uncharacterized. Bases 29 to 505 code for a protein of 158 amino acids. Lineage: Eukaryota; Metazoa; Porifera; Demospongiae; Haplosclerida; Niphatidae. The record is from RefSeq and is a predicted model, not a curated record. The transcript has 4 exons.